Messenger RNA from Protopolystoma xenopodis, 639 nucleotides. NCBI's taxonomy places the organism in Eukaryota, Metazoa, Platyhelminthes, Monogenea, Polystomatidea, Polystomatidae. The record is from the annotation of a GenBank genome assembly.
GACACCAGCGGCAGCACUGGCAGUCUGAUAAACAUUGGGCUGCCAACAGGAGAUGCAUAUGCCCGAGCCAUUGCCGUUCAGCAGACAACAACCAAACUGAACUUACUCAACGAUCAUGUAACUCGGCUGAACCGAUUCUGCCUUGAGGUGAAGAUGCAAAAUGAAACAAUUAACAACAACAUGCUUGACUAUCAGCGUCGAUACCGUUCGUUGAAGGAGCAGUAUGAAGUGGAACAGGAGGCCUGGUUAGCCGAGCGCGUCAGUUUGGAGUCAAAGGCAAAAGAGGUGAUCAGAACAUUGCAGAAUCUUGUUACCGCGGGCACCACAGCCCCGUUAGCAUGCACUUUCGAGCCAUUUGCCGAGAAGGAACAUUGUUUGUGGACGCCUUUUGUUUGGGUUAUCUGCAAUUUUUACGAACCAGGACAGAGAUCGGCACUUUGCUUUACUGUAUCAAAUACUUUUGGCUUAUUUGAGGAAGUAGUACCUCAAGAAGAACGCAAGAUGUUGAUCGCCAACUGCCGUCGAUCGCUUCAGGAGGUGACCAUCCAAUCAGCAGAGUCCGAAGCUCGUUGGGAAAAAGAAAAACGUGCAUUGGAAGAAACCCGAGACAAACUGGAAAGAGAGAAAAUUGAGUUGAAG